AAUCAAUUCCUAGAAUUCACAUGGGAAUGUGUUCGGAAACUUGGAGGAAACAGACAUUUGAUCAUCCAUUAAUUAAUUGUGCAGAAAACAGUACAAAAAGAAGCUUCUAAUUAGUUUAUCACACGGUCUAUAUUAUAUAUAUAAACACACACUAACAUUAGUCCAUAACUUUCCAACUAUCAAGAAAUCUUUUACUUUCACCUCUUCAAUUUCUCCUUCUCCAAAUCUUCGGUUUCUAUCAAAACAUGAAGCAACAAAGGGCAUACAUGUUCUUCACUAUUGCUACUCUAAUCUCUGUGCUCCUUUUUUCACAUCAAGUUAAAGCUCAAGAAGUUGAGGAUGAGAGAGAGUUUGAUUACAUUCAAGGGAGUGAAAAGGGGCCUGAGAAAUGGGGAGAGCUUAAGAAAGAGUGGGCAUCUUGCAAGAACGGAACUUUACAAUCUCCUAUUGAUAUGUCCAAUCAAAGAGUUAAGAUCAUCCCAAAAUCAGGAGAUCUGAAAAGGAAUUACAGGUCUUGUAAUUCUACUGUCAAGAAUCGAGGCCAUGAUAUUUCGCUUCAAUGGGAGGGACAUAAAGCAGGAUCGGUAAAUAUCAAUGGCACUGGGUACUUUCUCCAACAAUGCCAUUGGCACUCUCCUUCUGAGCAUACAAUCAAUGGCAGAAGGUAUGACAUGGAGCUCCACAUGGUUCAUGAAAGCACAGACCCUAAUGUGAAAAACAAGAUAGCUGUUACUGGAAUCCUCUACAAGAUUGGUCAACCUGAUGCUUUCCUCUCCAAGUUGCUGGGGAAUGUAAUUUCUAUGACUGAUCACAAGCAAGACAGAAACAUGGGAAUGAUAAAUCCAAAUGAGAUAAAAAUGGGUGGCAAGAGAUAUUACAGAUAUGAGGGCUCACUCACUGUUCCUCCUUGCACUGAAGGUGUUAUUUGGACCAUUAACAAAAAGAUAAGGACAGUUUCAAUAGACCAAGUUAAAGCACUCAGAGAGGCAGUUCAUGAUUAUGCCGAGAAAAAUUCAAGACCAAUGCAGCCACUCAAUGAACGAGAGGUCCAACUUUAUGGGGCUAAUUAAAAUCAGGGGAAAGCACAAAUCCAACCAAGAGUUAUUAGCAAUAUCUUUUCAUUACCAUUUUACUUCAAGGAAAUUUUUUUGUUCUAAUCUUCAAGUAUUCUUUCAAUUCUUACUGUUGGUUGUCUGUUUACACAGAAAAUCCACAUAUUGUAGCCAUUGAUAAGUAAUGUGAUUAGAGAAUGAGGUUUUUAGAACCAUUGCUCGAA
Molecule: messenger RNA, 1276 nt
Organism: Ricinus communis (castor bean)
Lineage: Eukaryota; Viridiplantae; Streptophyta; Magnoliopsida; Malpighiales; Euphorbiaceae
Product: alpha carbonic anhydrase 7
Exons: 7
Coding region: 246-1070 (274 amino acids)
Molecular function (GO): zinc ion binding; carbonate dehydratase activity
Source: RefSeq, a predicted model, not a curated record